UUAAUGGCUGUGUAAAUUUAAAAGUUAAAUAAAUUGUCGUACCUUUCGAUAUAAACAAGCACUUAGCAUCGAUAAGAAAUAUCAAUACGAAGAAGAACUUGGCCAAAGCCCGUGGAUUCGAGUGACAGGAACAACCCUCGGCAUUCUUACGUAGCUAUUUUCUCACACAAGAUGGGGACUUUCACUUUUUGAGAUGUAUAGCGAUAUGAUUGAGAUUUGGGAAUUUGUUCUUAUCUUAUUUGGUGCAGAGGCACUUGUUGGAAUCGGUGUUGGAAUAUUCAUUUGGAGGAAACACAAAAACAAAACAGAUUAUAGCUCUCAGAGAGACCUAUUAGAUGAUCUUCAAGAUGACGUCAUUUUAAAUGAUUUGUACGAAGCAGACGACCUCGAGAUCGGCGUUCCCCCACAUGAUUACCAAGAAGUAAACGAUGCUGUGCGACUGAAGGUUUUCCGGCGACUAAGCAGCAUUUCUGAUUUUUGCGAGUCCAAAUCAGAAGCCCGCAGAACCAGCAUCUUAAGUGAUGUUGCAUUGCCUGAUGUUGAACCGCGCCCAGUGCCAAUGGUACUUGCUACCAAUGAUGACGUAUUUUACGGAAGCGACAGACCGUUGAGUGACAUGCGCCCUCCGUCUUACCACACGCGAAUGUCGUAUGCUCAUUCCAAUAAUGGGGAAGACUUGACUCCUGUCAACACACCCAGCCCGACAAGAUUUAGAAAAGCAUUAUUUAUUGAUGAGACCACAAAAGGAGGUCUGACGAGACCUAAAAUGGGUGACCCAACGCCAUUUUCUUUACACACUGAAAAGACAGAAGUGUCAAUGGAAAAGAUGGACAAAGCAAAACCAUUGUUGGAUAUUUAGAAUCCAAGGGGAAACAGAUCUGCUUUAAAAACAGUGAUGUUUAGUGUUUGUUUAAUAUGUAAAAAUAAUAUUUGCUAUUGUUCCUUUAUUAUUCAUGCUUUGAUUUUCAAGUCUGUACAUUAAUAUCAUGAAAAUCAAUUAUGUGUAAACAAAGGAAUUGUGCAAUUAUAGCUUAACUAAAAAACUAUGGUCUGCACUUUUGACUCUGGAUUUGCUAUAUAUC
Molecule: messenger RNA, 1082 nt
Organism: Saccostrea cuccullata (small rock oyster)
Lineage: Eukaryota; Metazoa; Mollusca; Bivalvia; Ostreida; Ostreidae
Exons: 4
Coding region: 194-859 (221 amino acids)
Source: RefSeq, a predicted model, not a curated record